UAAAAGAAGCAGGCACCAUAAAUUCCGUUAUUUCAAGUGAGCAUUUUGGUCAUUUUGUUUGUUAAAAGAGAAACCAAUUCUCUUCAUUCACAAGGAAAGCAAGUUAUUAAUCGGAAAGAAGAACAAACACGGAACCCCUAAAAAUUCUGCUCUGCUUAUUCUCUGUGAUUAGCUCGAUAAUUCCUCAAGAAUCUUUGCUUUUUUCCACAAUUCACACUCGAAUUGAAGGUUUUACAAUUUAUGUACAUGUAAACAUAAACAGCAAAAGGUGAGAAGAUAGGGUCUGAAAUUACUGUAAACGAUAACAAUCACAGUGUGAUUGUGUGAGUUGAAAUUUGAUCACAGUUUGAAAUAUGGUGGUUCCGACGAUAGCUCUUUACGCAACUCCACCCAGCAGCGUGUGCUCAGCGCCUCACUCAUGCCAAAUCAACUCUCACGCAUCGUACGAUUUCGAUGUUAACGGCCGGUCAACGUCGUCUGCAUCUGCUUCAGCAUCUCCGUCUCAAAAACCCAUUGUCGGUGGCCUCUCCUGCCUAUUCUCAUCUCCAGCAAUGAAAUCAUCGAGUUAUUCUGGUGGAGCUGAGGAAUUAGGGUCCUUAUGGCACGACAGGACAGAAGAAUUGAGCUCCUCUUUUAGAUAUACAUCUUUAAAGAGAGACCAGGCACAUCAGAGCCCGGUUUCUGUGUUUCAGGGCCCAACAACUAGUACAAUUGGAUCGUGUUCUCGAAGCUCACCCAUGAGAAUUAGCGGGGAUUUGCAUUCAAUAAGGUCUGGGAGUACAGGUUUAUUCAGUAGGUUCGUGAGGCGCGCGUUGAAUUCUUUCGUGGAUUGUGAUUCUUCACCUACGGGUUUUGAUGUAGAGCAUUUAGAUCCUUUUGUCUCAUCGAAUAUAUGGGCAGAUGAGCUCACGUUUAACAUGGAGGAUAAUCUCACGGAGUUGGAUAUCCCGCCUUAUGCUAAAGACUUGCUUUAUGAUGCUCAGUCGAGACAUACGAUCUUCCGUGAUGAUUUUGUUGUUAAGGCGUUCUACGAAGCUGAAAAAGCUCACAGAGACCAGAUGCGGGAAAGUGGGCAUCCUUAUUUGCAGCAUUGUGUGGAGACGGCGGCUUUUCUGUCGAUAAUUGGGGCUAAUUCUACCGUUGUUGCUGCAGGGCUUUUGCAUGACACGGUUGAUGAUUCUUUUAUGACUUAUGAGCACAUUUCCAGGAAAUUUGGAUCUGGGGUUUCUGAUUUGGUUGAAGGGGUAAGAGAAAUUGGAUGUUCUUCAGUGUAUAAUGUGGCAUAUGAUCGAGUUAAUGAUGUAACUCUCAUGAGUUCCUACUUUUCUAUCUUUUACAGAAAGAAGCUGAAUAUGGAUGAAAUUCAUGAUAUUCACGGGUUGAGAUUGAUUGUUGAAACUGAGGAAGAUUGUUAUAAAGCUCUGAGAGUUGUACACCAGCUGUGGUGUGAAGUGCCUGGGAGGUUGAAGGACUACAUCUUACAUCCCAAGUUUAAUGGGUACCAAUCACUACAUACAGUAGUAAGAGGUGAGGGUAUGGUUCCCCUUGAAGUUCAAAUUCGAACAAAAGAGAUGCAUUUGCAAGCGGAGUAUGGAUUUGCCGCUCAUUGGAGAUACAAGGAAGGUGACUGUAAACACUCUUCGUUCAUUCUUCAGAUGGUUGAAUGGGCACGUUGGGUCAUCACCUGGCAGUGCGAGGCUAUGAAAGAAGACAGCUCUUCGAUUGGCUUUGUUGAAUCCUCGAAGCCACCUUGCACAUUCCCUAUUCAUACUGAGGAUUGCCCAUUUUCUUGCAGACCUCAGUGUGCAUCUGAUGGACCUGUCUUUGUAAUCGUGAUUGAGAAUGAAAAGAUGUCAGUUCAGGAGUUCCCAGCAAACUCUUCUGUUAUGCAUUUGCUGGAAAGGGCUGGUCAGGGUAGUUCUAGAUGGACACCGUAUGGAUUCCCUCUUAAGGAGGAGCUAAGGCCUCGGCUGAACCAUCAACAAGUCAAUGAUCCGACCUGCAAGCUAAAAAUGGGCGAUGUGGUUGAACUAACUCCAGCCAUACCAGAUAAGUCUUUAACAGAGUGCCGGGAAGAGAUUCAGCGCAUGUAUAAUCGUGGUGUUACUAUGUCAAGCACAGUGCCUGCUGCCAGUGCUAUGGGUACUUGAGAAGUCGAUCUUUAUUUAUUUUUUUUUUUUUGUUGUAUAACAUUCAAAUGUGACACUGGUGACUCCUGUAUAUAGACUAUGCAGCCUUAAAAAGAACUGCUCUUACGAAGAAAAAUGGUUAACCGGAAAUUGUUCCUCAAAAAUCAGAUGAAUGCUGUUGAUUUCACAAAUUUAUUUGUCCCUGCGAUGUCAUGGGCUACCGUUAGGAACCAGAUUAUGAAAUUCCAUAGAAGUGUGAUUUGUACUGGUAUAUUGUUUAAUGGAAGUUCCAAAGAUUUGAUUUGCUUA
Messenger RNA from Olea europaea var. sylvestris, 2438 nucleotides. Its product is annotated as probable GTP diphosphokinase RSH2, chloroplastic. Gene Ontology annotation, cellular component: chloroplast. Lineage: Eukaryota; Viridiplantae; Streptophyta; Magnoliopsida; Lamiales; Oleaceae. Gene Ontology annotation, biological process: guanosine tetraphosphate metabolic process. The coding region runs from base 354 to 2150 and encodes 598 amino acids. The transcript has 5 exons. The record is from RefSeq and is a predicted model, not a curated record.